UCAAUUGGGCCGAAAAAUAAAGGCCCAAAUCCCCUUCCCUCCAAUAGAUACCCUAAAUUUCCCGUAUAAGAUCUCAAAAAACCCUAACAUCACUCAUCUCCCCCGCCCACAUUUACAGAGAGAGAGAGAGAGAGAGAGCAUUCAAUCGGCGAAGAUGAAGUACAACCCACGCGUCUCUUCCUCCCGACGCAAGAGCAGGAAGGCCCAUUUCACGGCGCCGUCAAGCGUCCGCCGCGUGUUGAUGAGCGCUCCUUUAUCCUCCGAGUUACGUACUAAGCACAACGUCAGAUCCAUGCCGGUGAGGAAAGACGACGAAGUUCAGGUUGUUCGUGGGACCUACAAAGGACGUGAGGGUAAAGUUGUCCAAGUUUACCGUAAGAAGUGGGUGAUUCACAUUGAGAGGAUUACUAGAGAGAAGGUUAACGGAUCUACUGUUAACGUUGGGAUUCAUCCAUCCAAGGUAGUUAUCUCCAAACUCAGGCUUGAUAAGGAUCGUAAGUCGCUUAUCGAUCGUAAGGCUAAGGGUCGUGCUGCUGCUGAUAAGGAUAAGGGUACAAAGUUCACUGCUGAAGAUAUCAUGCAGACUGUUGAUUAAGUUGGUCUUUUAUCUGUCGUAUUUCUUUUUUGUUAUAUUGCUCUUGGUACUUUGAAGCUUGUUGAAAGCUUGUUGAGACAGUUAACAGAGUAUUUCGCUGAAAUUCUGAAUUUUGUUUCAGUAUUUUUAAUAGUAUGCAAUUUUUGGUAUAA
This is a messenger RNA of Capsicum annuum, 747 nucleotides long. RefSeq names its product 60S ribosomal protein L26-1. Gene Ontology annotation, biological process: ribosomal large subunit biogenesis; cytoplasmic translation. Gene Ontology annotation, cellular component: ribosome; cytosolic large ribosomal subunit. Bases 155 to 595 code for a protein of 146 amino acids. NCBI's taxonomy places the organism in Eukaryota, Viridiplantae, Streptophyta, Magnoliopsida, Solanales, Solanaceae. Gene Ontology annotation, molecular function: structural constituent of ribosome; RNA binding. The record is from RefSeq and is a predicted model, not a curated record. The transcript has a single exon.